AAUCAAGUGGCGAAGCACAAGCUCCUGCGCCUCUCAGGAAGCAGAUGUAUUACCACACAUGUAUACAAUUCAAUAUAUGUUUCUAACCUUUCAGGAUGUCUACAUGAACAUCAUCUAUCUUCUACAACUAAUACUCCCUGAAACCUAUGUUCAUAUCUAAAAAUCUAGCGACAUUCUGUCUUUCAUAAAAAUUCUCUUCCUACACCUUCCUCAUUCAGAAUGCAGUACAGACCUCUUGACGACACGAAGAACGAAAUCCGAGUCCUCAAGUUCCUCGAUGUAUCCAGCCCGGUCUCAACCGAGGAUUCUAUCCAAUGCUAUAUUGAACAUGUCCCGCUGGAAUACUCUCCUCACUUUCAACCCCGUCAAGAAAACCUGCAAUGUCAAACCGAUCCGGUAGUGUGGGAUGUGUUUACCGAGUGUGUAGAUCUACGAGAUUCGACGCUGGAGAAAUCAACACUGAACGAGACUAAAUACCUUAGUACAAUCCCAAAUCACAAUCAUACUAGCGACUUUCGUUACACUUGGGGUGAUUUCGAGGCUUUGUCAUAUACGUGGGGUGAAGGAGGUAAUAAAGGAAGUAUUUGCGUAAAUGGAAUGGACAACGCUGUUCCAAUCAAUCUCGAAAACGCGCUACGAGCUCUGCGUGAUCUGCCAGAGACACGUCUGGGUAUGUAUUAUUGGGUGGAUUUGUUAUGCAUCAAUCAGGAUGAUAAGAAAGAAAAAAACAAGCAGGUCAAACGCAUGAAAGACAUCUACGGUCGAGCUAGGGCUGUGAUUGUCUGGUUGGGCCAAGAAGAGCAAACAGACAGCCAUGCAGUCGAGAUCAUGCGUUUUAUUUGCAGGAAUCCCUGUAUGAAAGAUCUAAUACAGUUCCCGGAAUACAUGCCGUCUAGAGCACAGUCUGCACUUGUCGCCUUCACAAGAAAGACUUAUUGGACCCGAUCUUGGAUCAUCCAAGAGCUCGCCAUGAAUCACAACUCGACCUUGAUAUUAUGUGGUAAAUUCAAGCUCACAAGAAGGAUGAUACGUCUGGGUGCUCUCUGCUGCCGGGAGUUACUGGAAAUCACAGAAAUCUUGGAUUACCUAUCCGAUGAUGACUUGUGGCAAGAGACACAGUCUCUGGCUAAUCGAAUGUAUGCUCUAGUAAAAUUUGCCUUCAAACCAAAUGUUGGAAUAGAAUUGAGCAUUGUGUUGAGCCUGAUACGCUGGUCAAAGGCCACCAUUGACAAAGACAAAGUGUAUAGUAUACUAGGAUUAAUAGAUCCUGGGAUCUCUGCGGAUCUUAUCCCGGAUUACUUCCUUUCAGAACAGCAAGUCUUUACAGAUUUUACAAAAUCUGUUAUCAAAAACUCUGGUAAUUUGCACCAUAUCAUUCUUGGAGGUAUCCCGGACAUUAAGGGGUGGCCUUCAUGGGUACCUGAUUGGAGACAGCCGUUUUUGCUUAAACACAUUCGUUACCUUCGACCUUUCAAAGCAAGCGGGGAUCUACCCGCCAAAUUCCGAUUCGAGAAAGGGGAGGAGAUCGAAAACCUCCUUAUUUGCAAUGAAUUUUAUGUGGAUGUAGUGGAUAAAGUCGCGACAGAGACUUCACAAAUUGGGCACUUUACCCGAUCAAGUACCGACUCCAACAGGUACGGUGACCUAACACGUCAAUCAAUACACCAAACCAUGCUCUUGGACUGCCAUGGUGUGACAGAAGAACCACUCUUCGAAAUACCAUGGAUUCAAAAUUGCGAUGAGUAUUCGGCUUCGAAUAACCCCUUCGUUGACCAGGAGUGGAUAAAACUCUUUCAAUCGAGAAACUAUAAGCAGUUUCAUAAGUUCAGGGAGAACAACAAGCAUUUCCACAUAGGAGGCCGAAGUUUUCAAAGUCUUUUCCCACAGUCCGCUGGGAAGAACAGUGAUGUUUCAAGAAUCUCAGAUGCUCUGCUUGCAGCUUUGGUUUCUUUGAUGCAAAGAAGCCUCAUCACAACGAAAACCGGAUAUCUGGGUCUGGCUCCAACAACUAUUCACGCCGGAGAUGUUGUUGCUAUCUUGUUAGGAUCGCAAAUCCCGACAAUUUUACGGCCAGUCAGCGACACUCGUUUUCAAUUUGUAGGGGAAUGUUAUAUUCACGGACUCAUGGAUGGGGAAAUACUGCCUCAUGCAUUUGAUGAAGACGUUUUCGAGAGAGAGUUUGUCUUAUGUUAG
Molecule: messenger RNA, 2193 nt
Organism: Bipolaris sorokiniana ND90Pr
Lineage: Eukaryota; Fungi; Ascomycota; Dothideomycetes; Pleosporales; Pleosporaceae
Exons: 1
Coding region: 220-2193 (657 amino acids)
Source: RefSeq, a predicted model, not a curated record